UUUUCCUUCUUCAGGCAACCCAUAGAGGUAGAAGUCAGCCAGGACGGCUUGAAUCUGAACGAGCGACUGUAGCAGGACUCCGAGCAUGGAGCCUAUAACGUCGUGGAGCGAGGAGAGAGUCGGCGAGUGGCUCAAAGGCCUGGAUGCCCCCCUGCAUCAGUACCCGGUCUCAGAGUGGCAUUUAUCGGGUCUCGAUCUGCUCCAGCUGACCUCUCAGGACCUGGAAAAGUUGGGAGUAAAUAAGAUUGGACACCAGGAGCUCAUACUGGAGGCUGUGGAGAAACUCUGCUCUCUGUGUGUGUUUGGUGUGUGUGUGUGGGUUUUCCAGACUUAUGGUAUAGGUGGUGAGAACCUGCGCAGUUUGACAGAGAAGCUGCGUGCCGUUGCCCACACCCUCCAGAUGGGCAUCCAGGGCCGCUGGCGCCUCAACAGCUACGAUGGACACAGCGCCAGCAAGCUGCCUGCUGGCGUUCUGCAGACUGUAGUGGAGCUCAUCGCCUCUGCCAAAGGACUCUUCUCUUUGCUCAACAGGUAUCAGUUUUCCCAGCUCAGUGGAUACACUGCCAGCAAGAACAUAUUCACCUACUGCAGAGAGCUAGGAGACAUUGUCCACAAGGAUACCACUGUCUAUGAAAAGGAAAAGGACAUCAUAUCGGUCUGCCGUCACUUGGUGUCUGUGUGUGAUGAGAUCCUAAAUUCCAGCCCUGAUGUGCUUCUUAGCCACACUGCUCAGCUUGAGAGUUUCGACCUAGUGCCUGUGUCACCUGGUGAUCAGCUGGGGAUUGAGAUAACGUCCACCGGCUCCAUUAACCACUAUGUGACGGGAACUGCUGCUGAGCCUUCAAAUGAUGCCUAUGUAAAGAUAUUGGCUGGUGAUGAAGUGAUUCAAGUCAACGACCAGAUAGUGGUGGGCUGGAGCAGAGCUAACCUUGUAAAAAAGCUGCAGGAGAAUCCCAGCGGAGUGACUUUGGUCCUGAAGAAGAUUCCUGAGUCAGUGCGACGCAGAAACCCAGUCCAGCUCUCCUCCACACAGAAGGAGGAAGAGGAGAAAGAAGAGAGGUCCGAGGAGGAGGAAGAGGACGAGGAGGGGAAUCCGAGACACUCCAUAUUUGAGAGGGUAGCAGCCUCUGUCAGGUCCCUGUCUUUUAGGAAAGCCAUUCACAGUGAAGAGGUACAUCAGCAGCCUAUGGGACAAGAGGAAUCAGAGUUGUCCUCUGAUAGGGAGCUGGAAGGGAGUCCAUCUCUCACUUCAUAUCAAAGCCAACGGGGGGGGCUAUCACUACUGUCAGCCUCAGGGGAGUUUGAGAGUUUGGAAAGUUCAAGACUCUCCCCCGGACUAAGACACGACCUGUCUCCGUCACCCAGAAGUCUUUCUCCCUUUGGAUUUGGGUCAUUCAGAAGUCCUUCACCUCAGGGAGUGGACCAGGACACAGCUAGCAUAACUUCCUGCCCUGAAAUGGUGGGACACAGGGGCAAUAAGGAGACACAGAAGAGCUCUACAAAAGGAAUGUCGACAGCUAUGAGUCGGCGCCGUGUGUCCUGCCGCGAGCUGGGUCGACCCGACUUCGACGGUUGGCUGUGGAAGAAGAGAAAGGAGAGCAGUGUCUUCCUUGCCCAGAAGUGGCAGCGCUUCUGGUUCGUCCUAAAGGGGCCUUCCCUUUAUUGGUACACCAGCCCACAGGAUGAGAAGGCAGAGGGUUUCGUCAAUAUAGCCAGCUACAACAUAGAGAGCGCUGGAGAGCACAAGAGAAAAUACGUGUUUAAAAUGUGCCACCCGCGAUUUCACAACUUCUUCUUUGCGGCAGAAAAUGUCAGUGACAUGAGCAAGUGGAUUAACUGUCUGAUCCCAGCCAUACAGAAGCACAAGAAGUUCCACACAGGCCCAGAUAACGAAGAAGAAUGUUACAGUGAGACUGAGUCAGAAAGCGAGAGAUCACCUUCACCCCGCAGAAGAAAUAAGGUUGCCACAGUAAGAAAAGUGCAGUCCCACACUCUGCCUCGCCCCAAGGGGAAGACAAGGGUGCCAAUAUCGAAUACUGUGACAGGGGGCAGCAAAGCAACAGAAGGAGGACCGGUGGAUGAGAUGGGCAUGAUGUUAAACAACAUAAAGGAAGGAGGGGUCUCUCUGAUUGGCCACGAUCAGCCGUUUACACACGACCACUUCAGGAAAUCGUUCAUUCGACGCAACAAGAACCCCAUCAUCAAUGAGAAGGCGCACACGCUCCGGGCCCUGCAGAGCACCCUUAAGGCCAAAGAGUUGGAGCUGCUGCAGAUCAACAAGAUCUUAGAGGACUCCGAUCUGUCAGCUUCAAAGUAUCGUCAGUGGAAGAAGCAAAACGAGGAGCUAGUUCAAGAAAUAGAGAAACUGGCGACACUCAAGACAUCUAAAGGAGUGGACGACGUGGCGGUGCAGGACAAGCCCGCUAAGGAGGUUGCCUUGGAAACUGUCGCCAAGAAAACAGCCACCUCAGAGACAGAAGGCGCAUACAGACUGAGCCUUAGCGACGGGGAGCAGUUAGUGGACGCGGAGCCGUCUGAUGUUCUCCUGGAGAUCCCACCGGGUUCUCCGGGCAACAGUCCAUUGUUAGAACUCUCUCUGGGGUCGCUCCAGGAUUCAAUAAAUAAACAGCUGAGUGAAAUGGCGGAGACCGGAGAAGCCGUCGAGAACUACUUCUACAUUUAAGAGAACGGUGAAACAGUUGCUCUGUUUACUAGGAUCAUGCAAAUGGAGGCGUCGGUGGUGCAUUUCACCAUGUCCUCUGCUGACAUUCAACAGAAAGGAUUAGAUCAAACUGCCAUAUAAUCAGCACUUUAAUCAAAUAUGUCAGUGAAAGGCAUCAGUGCAGAUUUAGACCUAGAUUUGGUCACAACAAACAAAUAUGACAAGUUUACAACAGAGAAACGAACAAUUUGCCAAGUGUCUAUCACAGUUCAGUCUGCAUUUAUGCGAUUCUAAGGUUGUCUCGUUCUUCUAAUAAUAGAAAGUAGAACUUUUCUUAGAAUUCACUGAGAAUUUGUAAUAUAAGUCAUGCCUCUUGUAAUGUGAUAUGUAAAUACAGUUUACUAUAAAUACUGUAUGUAUUUGUUUAUUGACAUUACCUUAAUACAAGGUAUACAUUUGAAAUAUUUUGCACUGAAAAUGUGCUUCAGAAACAUUGUUGUAGCCCCUUGUUUGUCAAGGUGAUGUCCUUUAUUUGUACAUGUUUUAUCCUUCUUGCCCCUGUGGAGAACACUGCGUAAUUAACCACAUAUAGAGCUGUAUGACAGUUCUGGCUCUGUGUCCCUUUAUUUCCCAAGGCUGCCAUGAAUGCAGCAAGACAAGUGAAGACCUCUCAAAUGCUGAGACCCUUUCACUGUACUGUAACAUUGAUCAGCUUAAUAAAAAGGGAGCGUGAUGAUCACUGAAA
Perca fluviatilis (European perch) is the source of this 3407-nucleotide messenger RNA. It is a transcript of the gene cnksr1, whose product is annotated as connector enhancer of kinase suppressor of Ras 1. The record is from RefSeq and is a predicted model, not a curated record. The coding region runs from base 86 to 2683 and encodes 865 amino acids. Gene Ontology annotation, molecular function: protein binding. NCBI's taxonomy places the organism in Eukaryota, Metazoa, Chordata, Actinopteri, Perciformes, Percidae. The transcript is spliced from 21 exons.